AUGGCGACUACCGCAAUGCGCGGAUCGCCCGAUCUGGCGAAUGGUAGCUCUGACCCACAGAUUGUGAAGGGAGCACGCAGAGCUACGGAGACUCGCAGACAUAGCACAACUGUUCCAAGUGUCGCCAGCUAUGAGGAAGAACCAGGCUAUGCGCCCUCGGCGGGAGAGGGUUCCUAUUCACAGCCUGCGCCUAAAGCCUCUUCAGGCUCCAGGGCGUCAGGGCCGCCGAGCCGCUCAUUCUCGGCCAGAGCCGCAGCCAAUCUGAACUAUACCACACGCAAACCAGCGCCAGUGGCUCCUCCAGGGUUGGACGAAGAAUCCACCACUCCUCGCGGCCUUCCGCCUGCAGGCUAUCUUCAUGGCCCGGGUGCCGCCUUGGCGGGAAAUGAAGUUGCGCGGCAUCCUCCCGAGGCUCCUGCUGCUCCGAGUGUAUCAUCUCAACCCAGUCGAUCGAACACUAUGCGCUCGACAAGCGGCGCGAGUACUAAACGAGACUGGGCCUCGGAUCGUUCGCCAUUACAGAAACUCGAGGUCACCCUCAAUGGGAUCAGCAAGGAAGAGAAGCGAGCCCGAGUACAAGAAGCAGAAAUGCGACUGCGGGAACGUCUUGCUCGACAGAAGAUCGAAAAGGAGCAGGCCGAAGCUGCGGCGGCAGCAGCAGCAGCAGCAGCAGGCACUGCCAGCGCUCCUCGACCGAAUUCAAAGCAGAGUGCACACUCAGCUGCACACUCGGCAGAUCGUGGGACUCCUGCCUCCACCAGGGCAGUGAAGCAGAAUGAAAUUGUGGUGGAAACCGCUCGAGCAGCAGCCCGGCCACCCGUAGGCACCGCUGUGCGUCACAACAGAGCUGUCUCGAUGAACCCCCAGUACCCAGCCAUCCGACAACCCGAAGAAGCAGAAUUUGCCGGUGCUGAAAAUGUCAGAGCCCCGCCGGUAAAGAUGGGCAGUGUCCCUCGGAGAUCAGUCACAGUGCGCGAACAUGGAGCAAAGGAAGGACCAGGCGAGAAACUUAUGCACACUCGCUCAUUAUCCCAGCAAGGACCGACGAGACCGGUACAAUCUGUUGCUGCGGUCACUAGCGCAGAAAGACUAGACACCCCUCCUGCACUGAAGUCCCUAUCUGGUGCAUCGCUGCCAAGGUCAAAACCACGUCAAACGGUAUCAUUCGAUGUGCCACCACCCACGCCUCCACCCAUUUUUGAGUGGAGGAAUGCUCCUGUUGCUCACCUUGGAGCUGCUGACUUUGACUUUCAACAUUUGGAUAUCGAUCGAAGCAAGGCGUGGUGGGAAGGAGGCGCCUCGGGCGAUCGAAGGAAGAGUAGGGCUCUCCCCAAGAAUUAUCAGACCGCCGCACAGAAAGUGACAGGAGUCACUGGCAACAAGAAUUUCCAGCCCAAGUUGUUCCUGAGAUGCGGACCUCUCCUUCGAUACACUGGUAUGAGAAAAGAGAGUAUUGAUGGAGCCAGUGGGCCUAUUGAGAAAGAGUUCUGGAGAGGGUCUAUCAUGAUAGUCACGAAGGAUUCUCGCUCUUCUUACGAGGUUCCGCCAAUCCUGAGACUCUUCUCACAACCGAUGGAUCUCCUACCCCCACCACCCGCAGAAGUUAGUGGUGAGAACGGAGCCCUGGCACCUGAAUAUGUGGACCCUACUGCAGGUCUUAUGAAGGUUGGCCGAGAUGGGCGUCCUUUGUAUGUCAAGCCAGUGGACCACCUCGAAGAAGAGGUUGACCUGUCCGGUGUGGAAAAUGAUGAUGGGAUCUAUGAGUUAUCUCCCAGCAUGAUUGAAUACAGCUCAGAGGGAUCCAAGCAACCGAUCCCUUCCAACAGAAUCCACCCUGUCGACGGUGAGACUGCGGAACUGCACCGGGAUAUCCCCGGCGUGCGUCUCUACGCGGAUGCUGCCAGAGAUGUCACAUUCUGGAGAUUCAGUAUCGAAAUCGAACUCAGUGCAACGCAGCAGCGAAUUGCAUACCGCAUCAACCAAGGACCCGCCUUGGGCUUCUGGGUCCCAGCUAUGGGCAAGCCUAUGAACAUCAUGUUCCACAGUGGUAAUGGAUUCGGCCCCAACGUUGACCCCAACCCUAUGUGCGGACCCGAUCCACUCUGGAGAGAUAUUCUUAAUGAACAUCAGACUCAGCCUUUCCAUGUGAUGAUCGGAGGAGGUGAUCAGAUUUUCAAUGACGGCGUGAUCACAGAUCUUGCUUUGUUUCAGGAUUGGAUCAAGAUCAAGAAUGCGGGAGAUCGCUAUGGUUGCCCACUCACUCCCGAGUUCCGCGCGCAACUCGAGAAGUUUUACCUUGAACGCUACGCUUCAUGGUUCUCCCAGGGACUGUUUUCCCUGGCUAACUCCCAAAUUCCAAUGGUGAACAUCUGGAAUGACCAUGAAAUCUUUGAAGGGUUCGGUUCCUACCCUGAAGAGUUCAUGCGAAGUGCUGUUAUCUCCGGCCUGGGCAAGAUCGCGUUCAAGUAUUAUCUCCUGUUCCAGCACCACAGCGUGCCGGACGAAACAGAGAUGGACGAACCUAGCUGGAUCCUUGGUGCCAGACCAGGCCCAUACAUUGACCAGCGGAGUCGCAAUUUGUUCAUGUCACUAGGUAGCGAUGUGGUCUUCUUGGGCCUGGACUGCCGAACUGAACGACAGACCAACGAGGUCAUUAGCCCAGAAACCGGUGAAUUGAUUUGGGAUAGAUGCCAUCGUGAAAUCGUCAAAGGAAAAACCAAGCAUUUGAUCGUUCUUUCGAGCGUACCCAUUGCCUACCCUCGCGUGGCCAUGCUCAAGAACUAUAUGAACAGCCGCAAGUCCAUUGGAAAAGCUGGGAUGAUUGGUGGUCUUGUUAACCGCUCUGGUGGUAAUGUCGAGGUUUUUGAUGAUCACUGGUCCGGAAAACACCUCAAGGCUGAACGGACCUGGCUCGUCGAGGACUUGCAAGAUCUCGCGGCGGAGAAAUCUGUCCGAGUCACGAUUCUCAGUGGUGAUGUUCAUUUGGCUGCCAUUGGACAAUUCUAUUCCAAUCCCAAGUUGGAUAUAGCCAAAGAUCGAGAUUACCGAUACAUGCCUAAUGUGAUCUCCUCUGCUAUUGCCAACGUGCCCGAGACCGAAAUAAUCUCGGACAUGCUUAACAAGCGCAACACAGUCCACCACAUGGACUCAAACACCGACGAAGAUGUCAUCCCCAUCUUCACACAAGAUGUUGAUGGCAAGCCCCGAAACAAUAAGCGUCUCCUCCCCAGGCGCAACUGGUGCUCUAUCCGGGAAUACCGUCCCGGCUCUACGCCCCCUGGUACACCCGAGUCCGAGAUGACACCAACCCCCGAGCCUCGCCCCGGCAAACUUCAGCGCACCCUAUCGCUGGGACGUGGUGACAAAGGUCCCGGCAGCAAGCCUGGCGGCCUUUUACGUCGACUGUCUACACGAGGCGGACCACCCACCCGAACCAUGAGCAUCGGCCGCGAGGCAGGAGUAUCUGCUCGCCGAGCCAGCGUUGACGCACCUCUCUCACGACCCAACGAAAGCGCAGACAGCUACUUCCCAAGCAACCCACAAGAACCUCGACCAGGCCAAUUCCACCGCCGGCCAACCAACCUCAGCCUCAAGGCUGCCAAGAAAGCCGCCAAACAAGGUGACGACGGAGCCGGAGCUCUCGUCGAUCUUGAAGGAGGCCUAGCCAUCACCUUGAACCUGGAGAUCAGCCCCCACGACCCCGCCGGCAUCACCGUACCCUACAAGCUCCUCGUGCCGGCACUCCGCUACAAUGGCACAGAAUACGACCCCGAGCCCACGCCCGUGGUUAAAGGAUGGCGCAAAUGGCUGCGCAUGCCGCGCCGCAAGAAGAACGCUGAGGAUCCUCACGGCGCUGAAUAUGAAGAUGAAGAGGACGUUGAUGAUUACGAAGACCAUGACACUAUCAAUAAUACCCGCGCGAAUGCCGCUGCUACACACCCGCACUAUGACAAAUACCCUGGAAGCGAUGAGGAGGGGGAGGAAAAUGGAGCCGUUCCUCGACGAGUGCAUCCCGAGCCGGCUGAUGAGUCUUCUGAGGAUGAUGACGAGGAUGAAGAGGAGGAGCCUAGUCCACCGAAGAAGAAGUGGUUUGGUUUGCGGUGA
This is a messenger RNA of Penicillium subrubescens, 4104 nucleotides long. RefSeq lists its product as uncharacterized. Gene Ontology annotation, cellular component: membrane. The record is from RefSeq and is a predicted model, not a curated record. The transcript has 5 exons. The coding region runs from base 1 to 4104 and encodes 1367 amino acids. Lineage: Eukaryota; Fungi; Ascomycota; Eurotiomycetes; Eurotiales; Aspergillaceae.